GUUCGUGCAGCAUAACAGACAGAGACGGGCUACACUUACAUCCCACAACAUGACUUUCACCGCUGUGCUCUGUAUCGUGGCUUUGUUACCACUGCAAGGGGAUUUUCAAGAGGUUCACACUGAAAGUGUAACUGUGGAGGAGGGGCAGGAUUUAAGCCUACAAUGUGAUUUUACCGGAGACCACGAAUCUGCCUUCACAUGGUCAAACCCUCGGGGGUUUCUCAUUUUUCUAAAGAGCAACCGAGGUUUAAAAGAUCAGAGAUACAAGCUUAUCCAUUAUUCAAAAUAUAAAUUAUCUAUCAGCCUCUCUAAUGUAACAGUACAGGAUGAAGGCACAUACACAUGCUUCUACUAUGACGUACCAGUCAAAACCAAGAAAGUGAAUGUUACUGUCUUAGCUGCUCCCUCCAAGCCACUGUUGGAAGUAUCAGAUAUUAGAACCAAUGGCAAAGAAGAAAAGAUUGUACUGAGCUGCUUAACCCAGGGAAGCAAGCCUCCUCCUCAGAUUACAUGGCUGCUAAAUAAUGGGCUGGAAGUCGAUGGUGACAUCAAACACAAGUUUGAACACGAUGGAAAGAAAUGCAACACAACCAGCACUCUCAUAGUCCAUGCAUACAACCAAAAUUCAACAGCCAGUUGUGUCGUUCGUCAUGAAACCCUUCGAGGAGAAAGACUGACAGCAUCUUUCCAGUUUGAACGUUUCACGACUACUACAGGCUCAGCUCCAAGUAUGUUAGAAAUAAGCACGAGGACCUCUGAGCAUCCUCAGCAUUAUAUGGAAUCCACAGAAGCUACCCCGAAAUCUAUAAUACAGACAUCACCUGUGAGCAUAUCUCUAGCAACAAGUACCCAACAGGAAGUUUUUUCUUCUCAGAUGACAGUUGUGAUUGCUACAGAGUCCAAUCCAAAUAUUAACACCGUCUUCUCUCAAAAUCCUCUGCACUCUACUGGAUCCAGCCAACCAAACUUUCCUACCACUGUACCUGAGAAGCCAUCUACUACCAGCUUACCAGCAAUACCUACCCAGCAGAGGGAAUUACCAGCCAACACAACUAUUUGGUCAGAAGUAAAACUAACCGUAAAUGAGGAAAUUUCUAGUACAGAAGCACCGGCAACAAGUAGUGAACCAGGCACUCAGAAUGCUAACAGCACCAUUGAGCCAGAAAUAACUUCUCUUACAGAUAUACCAGCAAUAAACAAUGAACAAUCAACUCAAAACUCCAACAUCACCACUGGAUCUGAAAUGAUAUUAAAUGUGACCUCUGGGACAGAAGAACCAUCAACAAGCCAUGAAGAAACAACUCUGAAUUGUAAUGCCACCAUCAAAACCGAUCUUAAUUCUGAAGGAAUCAGACAAAGGCAAACAAGUGUUUUGUUGCCAGUCCUGGUAGCUGUCCUUAUUUUUCUGAUGCUCAUCAUAGUCCUGCUCUUCAUGAGGAAGCUGCAAAAAGCACACAGAGUUUGGAAGAGAGAAAAUGACACUUCAGAACAGACAUUGGAGAGUUACAAAUCCAGGUCUAAUGAAGACAAUGGACAAGUUGCCAAUCAGAAGCCUAACAUGCAAUACGUAACUGAAGGAUAUGCAGCAACAAUAAAGUCGAAUUCAGAACAAAGAGAUAUUUCAGCAUUUGAGAAACAGCUGGCAUAUGGAAAAGAAACUAAUGUAUAGAAGUCAGGACUUGUUGGCAACAUUGUACUAUGUACAGAA
This is a messenger RNA of Dermochelys coriacea (leatherback sea turtle), 1708 nucleotides long. It is a transcript of the gene CRTAM, whose product is annotated as cytotoxic and regulatory T cell molecule. The transcript has 15 exons. NCBI's taxonomy places the organism in Eukaryota, Metazoa, Chordata, Testudines, Dermochelyidae. The record is from RefSeq and is a predicted model, not a curated record. Bases 50 to 1669 code for a protein of 539 amino acids. Gene Ontology annotation, molecular function: signaling receptor binding. Gene Ontology annotation, cellular component: plasma membrane. Gene Ontology annotation, biological process: cell recognition; detection of tumor cell; positive regulation of natural killer cell mediated cytotoxicity directed against tumor cell target.